AUGCAAGCUUACCGGUCGGAAACGAAAACCCGUGCGAAAGACGAAAGUGAAACGAUAAAUAAUUAUUACGACAGUGAAUUAGGUUUGCCUGAUGAGAAACUUACGUUUAAAUUCUAUCUAUCUAUCUAUCUAUCUAUCUAUCUAUCUAUCUAUCUAUCUAUCUAUCUCAAAUUGUUCCUAUCUAUCUAUCUAUCUAUCUAUCUAUCUAUCUAUCUAUCUAUCUAUCUAUCUAUCUAUCUAUCUCACUCUAUUCAUAAUAUAUGUAUUUAUCUAUUUCAUUAUAUUCAUAUCUAUCUAUCUAUCUAUCUAUCUAUCUAUCUAUCUAUCUUCAUAAUCCAUCUAUCUUUUCCAUUCAUCAUUAUCUAUCUAUCUAUCUAUCUAUCUAUCUAUCUAUCUAUCUAUCUAUCUCACUGUAUUCAUAAUCUAUCUAUGUAUUUAUCUAUGUCAUUAUAUUCAUAUCUAUCUAUCUAUCUAUCUAUCUAUCUAUCUAUCUAUCUAUCUAUCUAUCUUAGGUCUUUUCUUUUUCUUUUCUUAAAUCGGGCUUAUCUCUAA
Acanthosepion pharaonis is the source of this 552-nucleotide messenger RNA. Lineage: Eukaryota; Metazoa; Mollusca; Cephalopoda; Sepiida; Sepiidae. The record is from the annotation of a GenBank genome assembly.